Messenger RNA from Plasmodium yoelii, 4710 nucleotides. RefSeq names its product conserved Plasmodium protein, unknown function. Bases 1 to 4710 code for a protein of 1569 amino acids. Lineage: Eukaryota; Apicomplexa; Aconoidasida; Haemosporida; Plasmodiidae. The record is from RefSeq and is a predicted model, not a curated record. The transcript has a single exon.
AUGGAUGAACUAGACAAGCUCCUAACAUAUGAAUAUAUCAGAGAAUAUUUAUUCAAAAAUAACAGAUAUGAUAUAGCAUUAGGAGAGUAUCAUAAGAUUUUAAAAUGUAGAGAAGGAAAAGAGGGACAUAACAAAAAGUAUAGUUCUUUUGAUUUGAAUGUUUUAACAUUGUAUGAUGAAUUGGUUGAUGUAUUUCGAUAUAAUAAUUAUUCUAUAAAAAAAUGUGAAUUUACAUUUUUAAAAAUAAGUAGGAAUACAUAUCAAGGACGUUCUAAUAUAUCUUUUGAGAAAAACGGAUCAGAAAUAAAAACAACAAAUAAAGGAAACAAAAAAUAUGAAAACAAUGGAGUAGAAAUAUCAACAAAUACUCCUUCACGAAACAAGAAUAAUAAUGAAAAAUAUAAAGAAAAUGAUGAUUCUAAAAAAAAAGAAAUAAAUUAUAAUUGCAUAGUAGAUGGUAAUAAGGUUUCAAAUAUUAAAGAUGUAUUAAAAGACACAUUUGAUGCUUUAAUAUUUUAUAUGAUAGGUAAAUAUAAUAUAAAAUUGAGAAUGAAUCAUUCAUAUAAAAUUCAGGAAAUAUCUAAUUAUUCGAUAACAAAUGAAGAAGUUUUUAAAUUUUUAAAAAAUGAUAAUUAUUAUAGAAUCGAUUUAAAUAAAUUACAAUAUGACAUUAAUGAUUAUUCAUAUUUAUUUUACAAAAAUAUUACACAAUUUAUUGAUUUUUUCAAAUAUAUGAAAGACAUACAUUCAUGUGCAUAUUUAAUAUCUUUAUUAAUAAGAAUAAUAGCUGAUAAAAAUAAAAUUCAAAAAUAUAGUUCUCAAUUAUUUUUUUGUAAAAGAAAUGAUGAAUGUAUAUCUAAUCUUUAUAUAAAUUAUGUUAAACAAAAUCAAGACAACUUUCAAAAGAUAUUUUUUAAUAGUAAAUUAGUAAAUAUGCAUAACAUUAUUGCAUCUAAAAUUUCGUUAAUAGAAGAAGUUAAAAAAAAAAUCAUACAUCGAAAAGAUUUAAUAUAUCCAGAUGAACUUGUAAUAUGUUCUUUCGUUAAAUCUUUUUACAAUUUCAAACCCUUGAGUAAUGAGAAUGAGAAUAAUAAAAAAGAAUUAAAUUUCCAAAAAAACAAAAUGCUCUCUAACAAUCAAGCUAUUACUACCACUAGUGCUAAUCAUAACAAUAAUAAUACAUUUUCAACAUCUUAUAAUCAAGAUCUUCAAAAUAAAAAAACAAAAAAACAACUUUCAAACGAAAUAGAAUUCAAGGAAGAAUCAAUAGUUGUAAAAAAUGGUGAUGAUAAUAUAAAUUAUUCCAAUAAACAAAUUAUGCAAAUAAAUAUAGAAAAUGAUAUUAUUGAUAAGGAUAAUUUAGAAAGCACAGUUGCUAGCUCAAUUAAUAAUAUACAUAGUAUCACGGAUAUAAAUAAUACUGAAUAUACAUCAAAUGAAUUAAAAAAAAUACAAAAAAAAAAUAAUUCUACUAUUAUAGAUGCUAUCGAAAAUAUAUCCCCACAAGAAACUCCAAAUAUCACAAAUGAUGCUAAUGAUAAUUUGACUCAAAAUAAUUCAAAAAAUAAAAAUAAUAAUGAAAUUCUCAAAACAAAUAUUGAAGAAGAUAAAAAAAGUGAAUCAACAACAAAAAGUGAUAAAAACAAAUUAUCAUGUUAUGAAAUUUUAAAAAAAAGAAGUAUUAUUCGGUGUUCUACUAGGCUGUCUUCUAAAAAUAUGUCUAAAGAUGACACCAAAUAUUUAUCGAUUAUGCAAAACAAAAAUAAUAACAAUCAUAAUAGUAGUAAUACUAGUAGUAAUAACAAUGCUACCCGCCAUAGAAAUAAUAACAAAUUUAAUAAUCAUAACAACCAUGUUGGAAAUAAACGGAAUGAGCAUAAACACACAAACAAUAUUUCAAACAAUAAGAAUUAUAAUACACAUAAUAGUAUUAAUAAAGAGGAAUCAAAAGAUGGUGAAAAAAAGACAAAUACUAACAAUAAGGUUUGUGUAGAAAAUGGAAAAAAACGCCAUUCAAAUGAGAUAGAAAUAAAUAUAAAUCCGCAAAAAAAUGAUAAAAAAAAUGAUAAAAAAAAUGAUAAAAAAAAUGAUGAAAAAAAUGAUAAAAAAAAUGAUAAAAAAAAUGAUGAAAAAAUGAAUGCCGAAAAAAAGGACCACAUAGACAACAGAGAAAAAUCAAACAUUGAAAAGGAACAAAGUGAAAUAAAUUCUAAAAAAAAGGAUAAAAGUACAGAUAAAAAAAAAAAUGAUAAUGAACAAAAUGGUGGAAAAAAUAGUGGAAAAUCUGAUGAAAAAUCUGAUGAAAAAUCUGAUGAAAAAUCUGAUGAAAAAUCUGAUGAAAAAUGUGACGAAAAAGAUGAUGGAAAAAAAACAAACAAUUAUAAAAAAGAUGAUAAAUAUUUAUCAUUUAAUAAAAGAAGUAUCAUAGAUUCAUAUGAAGAAACUGCUGAAUCCGAAGAUACAUAUGACACAGACGAUUUGUGUGAUUCUAAAAAUUCUGAAAGUGAUGAAGAAAAAAUAGGGAAAGAAAAAAAAAAUGGUGAUACUAUUGAACAAGAUUAUAUAUUUAACAAAAAAGAAAAAAUAUAUAAUAAAAAAAUAAUAAAAAAGAAAAAAAUAAAACGUGAUAAAUAUUGUGAAAAUGAAUUUUCAACAGAUGAUUUCAGGGUUUAUAACAAUUGGGAUAAUAGAAAUGGACAUAAUAAUAUAAGUAAUAAAAAAAAUAAAAAAUAUAUUUUUUCAAAAAAUGUAUACACAAAAACCAUAGAUAAUCAUUAUGAUAAAUAUAGAAAACAAAAAUAUAUAUAUGAUAAAUAUAUGAGAAAUUCUAAUUAUAAAGAAAGAAUAUCAGAUAUAAUAAAUAUAACCAAUUUUCCAUUUUGGGAUAAAAUAGCAAAUUUUUCAAAUUCAAAUGAAUUUACAAAUAUAUCAGAUUUUCAUUAUAUGAUUAAUAUGAAUAAUAUCAAUAAUAGAUGUAAAUGUAAUAAUAUAAUAAAUGAUCAUAUGUGUCUAAAUUCGGGAAAUUAUUUUAAUGAUACUUGUAUUUUUAAUAAAGAUAAAAUAGGAAUGAAAAAAAGGAAACUAUUUGAAAAUAAUCAACAUGAAUAUAACUUGAAUAAAUCAAAUACACAUUUACGAUCCAGUUCUUUUAUUUAUAAUAAUAAAUACACACCUAAAUUUUAUACUAAUAAUGAAUUAUCACCAAAUAACAAAUAUAUAAAUUAUAAUGAUGAUGAUGAUGAUGUUGAUGAUGAUGUUGAUGAUGUUGAUGAUGAUGAUGAUUCUAUAUCUAUCAAGCAUAUAAAAAGACAUGUGAAUAAUAUUGGAAAAAAUAAAAAUAUAUAUAGAAAACCAAAUAAUAGUGAUAUAGAUGAAAAUAUUAAUAAAAUAAAAAAUAAAUAUACUAAAAGUGUUGAAAGUAAUAGUACCAUGGAUUAUGAAAUAAAUACAAAACAUAAAAAGAGUUGCAAAAGAAUUAAUAGUGAUUUUAGUGAUAAUAACUGGAUUAACAAAGAAAAUUACAGAAAUGCCAAUAAAUCAAAUAUUGAAAUGAUGGGGAAAAAUAAAAAAGAUGAAUAUUUUGUGAAUAAUAAUGAAAAAUAUACCCAAGAGUAUGGAGGAAGGAAAAAAAUAAAAAGACGCAAAAUAGUCGACAAAAAUGGUUCACCUCUCGAUAAAAAUGUCAAAAAUAAACAAUAUGACCCCAAAUAUGACCCCAAAUAUGAUUCCAAAUAUGACCCCAAAUAUGAUUCCAAAUAUGACCCCAAAUAUGAUUCCAAAUAUGACCCCCAAUAUGACUCCAAAUAUGACUGCCAAUAUGAAAUAAACAAAAGAGACUCAAACCCAAAUCAUAUACUGACACCUAUAUGUAAUAAAGUUCCUAUGAAAAAUGAAUUUUAUUCAGAAGAAGAAAAACAAGAAUUUGAUAAUAUUAAUAUUAUCCAAAGAAUAAAUAAAGAUUUUUGUUACCUGAACAAUAAUGAUAAAAUAAAUGUAAUUAAAAUAUUAUGUAGUUAUAGAGCAUAUUUAAAAAAAAUACUAAACUACGAAUAUAUGAAACAAGACUUUUCCUUUGAAGUUGAAACUUGUAUAUUUUAUCUAGAUUAUAUUAAUUAUAAUAAAAAAAAUCGGAAUAAUAGGAAAGAUUAUAUUUCUGAUAAAAUGAAUAAUCAAUAUGAUAACAACUAUAGUAGUACAAAUAGUAAUGUAGAUGAAAAUAAUAGAAAUAUAAACACCCGAAGCAGACAUAAUAAUGUUUAUUAUGAUAUAGACAGGUUAAAAAGAAAUAUUUAUCAAAAUAAACCAUACAAUAGUGAUAAAAUUAACGAUAAUAAUUUCUUGAAAAAUAAAACCAACAAAAAAGGGGAAGAACUAUUAUGCAAUUCUUUUAGCUUUUUAGAAAAUGAUAAAAAGAAAAAAUUAAUAAAAAAAAUAGCAUCAUAUACUAAUAAAAUAAAAGCAUUACACCAAAUUAUUACAUCAUAUACUAAAAUAAAUUUAUUAAAUAUUGGAAAAAUUAAAAAUUAUAUACAGAUAGCCAAUUAUGUUAAAAAAUAUCCAUAUCAUUUUUAUUAUAAUGAUCAAAUAAUUGAUGAAGAAGAGGAAGCAAAUGACCAAGUCUUAUCCCAUUUUUCCAAAAUAGAAAAUGACAUACAAAAUGUUGAAAUAGACCAAAAUAAUGACAAAACAACAUUUGAUUUGUUCAAAUAA